Protopolystoma xenopodis is the source of this 348-nucleotide messenger RNA. The record is from the annotation of a GenBank genome assembly. Lineage: Eukaryota; Metazoa; Platyhelminthes; Monogenea; Polystomatidea; Polystomatidae.
AUACUGAAUGUUGCCAAGUCGAUAAAGGGUUCAAGUAAAAAGCCUACUCUUGAGUGUUCUAUCCUCCUGGCUUCCAAUCAGGGUGAUAUUGGAUCCGAGCCAUGGGUAUUCGGAUGUAGGCAUGAUUGCGUCGAAGCAGAGAUCAGCGACACAAGCUGGUGCGGAGACGAGGUCAAAGCGAUGAGGCGGAGGAACAAUUCAGGUCAGGUUGUGCCUUUUUACGACGGAUCUACUUCUCUGACGCACAUCUACGAGGCGCAGGCUAGUUUCACCAUCUGUCCGUUGGGCUCUAUCUCAGACCUAAGUGGUCACUACAACGACUUGAUAUUCAUCCCUGCAUGGCCAUAA